Messenger RNA from Apis mellifera (honey bee), 2801 nucleotides. It is a transcript of the gene dpa, whose product is annotated as DNA replication licensing factor MCM4. Gene Ontology annotation, molecular function: ATP binding; single-stranded DNA binding; single-stranded DNA helicase activity. Gene Ontology annotation, biological process: mitotic DNA replication initiation; double-strand break repair via break-induced replication; DNA replication. The record is from RefSeq and is a predicted model, not a curated record. The transcript has 8 exons. NCBI's taxonomy places the organism in Eukaryota, Metazoa, Arthropoda, Insecta, Hymenoptera, Apidae. Gene Ontology annotation, cellular component: MCM complex; nucleus. The coding region runs from base 105 to 2720 and encodes 871 amino acids.
UGCUUGAAUUUUCAAUUUCAAUAAUAAGAAAUCUUAAGUGCGGGAAAUAAGUAUUUAAUAUUUUUUUUAUAUUUUAGAAACUUUUUAAAGAUAUAUAAAAAACAAUGUCAAGUCCUAUGAGAUUAUCAGCUACAGAUAGUCCUGGAAGAACUCCUAGAAGGCAAAUACAGACUAAUAGAUCUCCUUCUGCUUUUGGUACUCCUCGUAAUGCUGUCCAUAAUGAAAAUAAUGAUAAUGUAGAAACUCCAUUAAGAUGGGGUACUACUGGCACUACUGGAGGUGCUACAAUUGUUGCUUCUUCUGAACAUGAAAGUGCUAUUGAUUCUGGUGAUCAUUUUACAGACCACUCUGGUCCAAUUCAUGGUUCAGAAAGUGGUUUGCAAUUAUCUUCUCCAAUUAAUUAUGGUACACCAAGUUCAUUAGGAUCAAUUCGAACUCCAAGAAGUGGAAUUCGAGGGACUCCACUUAGACAUAGACCUGAUAUCAAUACAGAUAAACGUUUACGUCAAUUUACAAUGCAAGAACCUAUUUCAGAAAUACAGAAUGGUACAUCAGAAAGUGAUACAACAGGACCUCAAUUGGUUGUUUGGGGUACAAAUGUAGUUAUAAAUCAAUGCAAAGAACAAUUUAAAUUAUUUUUUCAACAAUUUAUUGAUCCAGAUGCAGAAAAUGAUGAACUACCAGAAAAUAUGAAUUUAUCAGAACCUUUAUAUCUUCAAAAAUUAGAAGAAAUACAUACCUUAGAAGAACCAUAUUUAAAUGUGAAUUGUGCUCAUGUGAAAACAUUUAAUGAACAUCUUUAUCAACAAUUAGUUUCGUAUCCUCAAGAAGUGAUUCCAACACUAGAUAUGGCAGCAAAUGAAUUAUUUUUUGAAAAAUUUCCAGCAGCAGUUUUAGAACAUCAAAUUCAAGUGCGUCCUUUUAAUGUAGCUAAAAUUAAAACUAUGAGAGAAUUAAAUCCUUCUGAUGUAGAUCAAUUAAUUACAAUACCAGGAAUGGUAAUUAGAGUUUCACGGUUAAUUCCACAAAUGCGAGAGGCCUAUUUUAAAUGUAGUAUUUGUGCUUUUACAACUCUAGUAGAAAUUGAAAAAGGAAAAACAAAAGAACCUACAGUUUGUGCACAUUGCACUCAUAAAUAUUCUUUCACUUUAGUACAUAAUUUGAGUCAUUUUUCUGAUAAACAAAUGAUUAAGUUACAAGAAGCUCCAGAUGAAAUGCCACAAGGACAAACUCCACAUACUACUGUUUUAUUUGCACAUAAUAAUUUAGUAGAUGCAGUAUUACCUGGAGAUAGAGUUUCUGUUACUGGAAUUUAUAGAGCAGCAACACAUAAACCUAAUUUUGAACAUAAUUUUCAAGCCAUUUAUAAAACUUAUAUCGAUGUAGUACAUUUUAGAAAACAUGAUUCCAAACGAUUAUAUGAUCAAGAAGAUGGUAAAGAACAUAAUUUUACACCAGAAAGAAUAGAAACUUUAAAAUUAUUGUCACAGAAGAAAGAUAUUUAUGAACGAUUGGCAAGACAUAUUGCUCCUAGUAUAUAUGCAAAUAAUGAUGUAAAAAAAGGAAUUAUUUUACAAUUAUUUGGUGGAACUAGAAAGGCUUCUACUGUAAAUGGCAAACAUUUUAGACCUGAUAUUAAUAUAUUACUAUGUGGUGAUCCAGGUACAAGCAAAUCACAAUUGUUACAAUAUAUUUACAAUUUAGUACCACGAUCUCAAUAUACUAGUGGAAAAGGUUCCACUGCUGUUGGUUUAACAGCUUAUGUAACAAAAGAUCCAGAAACUGGGCAAUUAAUAUUACAAACAGGAGCUUUAGGACUUGCAGAUAAUGGAAUAUGUUGCAUUGAUGAAUUUGAUAAAAUGAAUGAAAGUGCAAGAUCAGUAUUACAUGAAGUAAUGGAACAGCAAACUUUAAGUAUUGCUAAAGCUGGCAUUAUUUGUCAAUUAAAUGCGAGAACUAGUAUACUUGCUGCAGCCAAUCCAUGUGAAUCUCAAUGGAAUAAGAAUAAAACGGUAGUUGAAAAUGUGAAGUUACCACAUACAUUACUUUCUCGUUUUGAUUUAAUUUUUUUAAUGUUAGAUCCACAAAGUGAUACAUAUGAUAGUAAACUUGCAACUCAUAUGGUAUCUUUAUAUUAUAAAACAUCAGAAGAAGAUGAAGAUGAACAAGUAAGCAGAAGUAUUAUUCGCGAUUAUAUAGUUUUUGCAAAAGAACAUGUUCAUCCUAUUCUUAAUGAAGAAAGUCAACAAAGACUAAUACAAGCUUAUGUUGAUAUGAGACGAGUUGGGAGAGGACGUGGACAAAUAACAGCCUAUCCUAGACAAUUAGAAUCUUUGAUACGUUUAUCUGAAGCACAUGCUAAAAUAAGACUCAGUUCUAUUGUGGAAUUACAAGAUGUUGAAGAAGCAUGGAGGUUGCAUAGAGAAGCUUUAAAACAAUCUGCAAUUGAUCCAUUAAGUGGUAAAAUAGAUAUAAGUAUUUUAACUACAGGUAUAUCUUCAAUAGCUAGAAAAAAAAAAAAGGAAUUAUGUGAUGUGCUUCAAAAACUUAUUGAAAAAAAGGAUAAAAUUCAUAUACUUAGUCAACAAAAACUUUUUGCUGAAAUAAAGCAAUCUUCUGAAUUGUUAAUUACCCGAGAUAUGUUUGAAGAUGCCUUAAGAGAAUUACAAGAUAAUGGAUUAAUAACAAUAAUUGGAAGAAGCAGUAUUCGUAUUUCUUAAUCCAUUUUUAUUUUAUAUUUUUUUUUUCACUUAUUUCAUUUAUUUUAAAUAAAGAAUAAAAAUAUAUAUAUAAUCUAAAAA